Schistosoma rodhaini is the source of this 1801-nucleotide messenger RNA. NCBI's taxonomy places the organism in Eukaryota, Metazoa, Platyhelminthes, Trematoda, Strigeidida, Schistosomatidae. The record is from the annotation of a GenBank genome assembly.
GUUUUUUUCGACAGCUUUCUAGGUUGUCACUAUUACAAAUAUUUCUUUGGUUCCUGUUGAAAUGUUGCCAGAAAUAAAGUCAUGUGGUUAUUUUCAGAGCUUUUGUUUCUCGUGCUGUUAUCACUUUCCAGUAGUGAUGUAUACGGGUUUACAGAUGCGGAUGGUUAUAAGACCUCGUCACAAUCUUCGGAGACAGAAGAAACAGAAGUGACUGAUUAUUCUGAUGACAUAAUUUUUCCAGUCAUUAGUGUAUCUUACGAUAACAUGACUGCUAAUGGUACUACUGUACCAUAUUUAUCUACAACAACAACCGAUGAACCUAACUCAACCACUACAGUACUUCCAAACACAACAGAUCAUUCACAUGAUUCGACUAUAGCGACAGAAACAACGUCAACAACGGAAACAGCGACAACAACGGGAAUGACAACGGCAGGAGUAACAACAACGAAAGAAACAACGGCAGGAGUGACAACAACGGAAGUGACAACAGCAGGAGUAACAACAACAGAAGUGAUAACAAAAGAAAUGGAGACAACAGCAGUAAUGACAACAACAGAUAUGAUCACAACAGUUGUACCUAUUCCGAGUGUACACAAAUUUUCGUUGAAAAGUGGAAACUCUUACUGUCUUCUAUUUCAAAGCGAUAUAAUGUUUCAAGUUUUCUAUAAUAGUCACAGCAAACUGGUAAAAUCUUACAAAUUUACUUUAUCUAAUGCCACUAUUAAUGAUAAUGAAAGCGUAUGUAGCGAACAUUAUACAAAGUUGUCACUCACGUUCAUACCAUAUGGGCGAAACGAAGAACAUAAAUGGACAUUAGUUCUUUUGUUUAAUCGUAUGGAACCAAACAAAACUUCAAAUGAUGCCACUAACAUGUCAUCUAUCUAUACUUUGGACAGUAUAACAUUAACUUAUUAUAUGGAUAAGAAUUUAUUUCCGGAUUCAUUGACACCAGGUCAAUAUGUUAAUGUGUCUAGUAAUAAUAUGGUAUUUAGAAUACCUGUUGGAUCAUAUUAUUCAUGUUUGACCGUACCGGAAAUUACCCUAAAGGGAAAUGAAAAAAUCCCUAACAACUGCAAGUUAUUCAUGAAGAAUUUGAAAGUUGAAGCAUUUAUGAACAAUUCUGUGGAAGCAUUUAUUGGAAACGAAACUUUAUGCGAUUCAGAUGUUAAUGUUAAUAAUAUGGUACCUAUUGGUGUUGGUAUUGCACUAAUUGUCUGUAUUGUGGUUGCGAUAACUGUAUUUAUUGUUUUCAACAAACGCAAUCGUCGUAGUUACACUACACUUUAAUUAAAUGAGUUCCCUUCAUGUACCAAUUUAUUUUAUAUAAUCUAUCGCAUUCUUAUAUGUUUUUAGGUAUUUGCAUGUUUGUAUGUAUGUAUGUAGGUGUUUUCCUGCAUAAGGAUUAAUAACUGAACUGGUUAUCAUUUGACACAAUCAGGUAAUUCAGCUAACCUGUUUUGCUUUACUGACAACUCAAUUUGUGUUAAAAUAUUUUAACGUUUCCAAUGUCUUCCAUUAUUGAACAAUUCAGUCAAUUUACAGUUAUAUGAUGUGAUUUUUAUUAACAAUAUAUAUAUAUAUAUAUAUAUAUAUAUAUAUAUAUAUAUAUAUAUAUAUAUAUAUGAUGUAUAAUCUUUUUCAAGUGGAUUCCAUUGACUUUUUAUGCGACAUGUCAAUCAUUACCACCUUCUCUACCAUUUUUUCUCUUGACGCUUAUCUAUUCACGUUUUCUUAUAUGCAAUGUUUUUUUAAUGAUUUUAACUACCUAAAUAAAACACAAUAAAUAUUAUUUUUAGAU